GUAGUUUCUGGAAGCUCCCGGAGCACAUAUCCUCAACCAAAAAUCUCUCGCACAAAUCCUCCUUCAAUCUCCGGCGCCGGCAACUCAUCCAGCAAUUAAUUUAUCUGUCGAUUUUUCAAUUGAUCUUCGAUUUUUCGAAGAGAGAAAAUUUAAUUCAAAGAUAGAAACAGAAGAAGAAAAUGCCUCCAAAGCAGCAAUCUAAAGCGGAUGUGGCGAAGAAACAGAAGGUAAUCGAGGACAAGACGUUUGGAUUGAAGAAUAAGAACAAGUCGAAGAAUGUUCAGAAAUACGUCAACUCCCUCAAACAAUCCGUUCAGCCCAAACCCGACGCCACCAAACUCAACGCACAGAAAAAGAAAGAGGAGGAGAAGGCAAGAGAGAAGGAGCUCAGUGAGUUGUUUAAGAUCGCCGUGAAACAACCUAAAGUUCCACCUGGCGUCGAUCCUAAGUCGAUUCUGUGUGAGCAUUUUAAGGUGGGGCAAUGUGCGAAAGGUUUUAAGUGCAAGUUCUCCCAUGACUUGAAUGUGCAGAGGAAAGGAGAGAAGAUCGAUAUCUAUAGCGAUAAGCGUGACGAUGAAGAAACUAUGGAUGAAUGGGAUCUAGAGAAAUUGGAGAAGGUUGUUGAGUCGAAGAGCAAGGAGUACAACAAGAACAAGCCUACUGAUAUAGUAUGUAAACACUUUCUGGAAGCAGUGGAGAAGAAGCAGUACGGUUGGUUUUGGGUAUGUCCAAACGGUGGUAAAGAAUGUCAAUACAGACAUGCACUUCCUCCUGGAUAUAUCUUAAAAUCUCAGAUGAAAGCUCUUUUAGAGGAGGAAAGUAACAAAAUACCGAUAGAGGAGGAGAUAGAAAAUCAGCGCGCCAAAGUAACUACUACAACUCCUAUGACUCCGGAGUUAUUCAUGCAAUGGAAGAAGAAAAAGGUAGAGGAGAGAGAAGCUGGUCUGGCUGCACAGAGAGCAGAUAGAGCUAAGAAUGACCGUAUGAGUGGUCGUGAGCUUUUCCUUUCAGACGCCAGUUUAUUUAUUGAUGAUGCCGAAGCAUAUGACGACUACCAAAGAGAAGAACCUGCUGAUGCAGAUCAGAAGGCUAGCAAAGAUCCUCCGAUUGAUAGACCAAGCUCUUCCACAUCAGCUAAACUUGAUGGAGAAGGUAUUCCUGACAAUGAUGAUGGUGACGACGACGAUGAUGAUGAUGAUCUUGACAUAGACGAGCUAAAUGAACUGGAAGCUAGCCUAUCAAGAACCGCACUACAAAUCAAAGAACCAGGGGACAAUGCGUGAAUCCCAAGCUAUACAAUAUACAGUCUAAUCCCGUUUUUGACCCGACACUUGAAGUUAGAAAUACCGUUUAAUUGCCAGCCCCUCUCGACUCAAGUUACAAAAUGCAAGAGAGGCUCCCAAAACCCGAGGUUUCAUUCAUCACGCCCAGGCUUACUACUAGCAAGUCUUUGUGGUUUGUACUUUGUAUCCGGUUAAAUCUCGUUGAAGUUGGUCUUUUAAUCCUAUGUUUGAGGUGGAGUUCAUUAAAUUUAUAAUAAAGUACUUAUAUUCAA
Erythranthe guttata (spotted monkey flower) is the source of this 1555-nucleotide messenger RNA. RefSeq names its product zinc finger CCCH domain-containing protein 11. Gene Ontology annotation, cellular component: cytosol. NCBI's taxonomy places the organism in Eukaryota, Viridiplantae, Streptophyta, Magnoliopsida, Lamiales, Phrymaceae. Gene Ontology annotation, molecular function: metal ion binding; mRNA binding. Gene Ontology annotation, biological process: cytoplasmic translation. The record is from RefSeq and is a predicted model, not a curated record.